AGAGUUGUUUUUGUCCGGAGCUAUAAUUAAUUUAAACUGAAAACAUCUUUCAAAAACAUCCAAGCUGGGUACUUUUCAUUGAAAUGAAGUGAGGCUUUUUCAAAAUACAAUGGCUUUCUGUCCGGAUGACCCCUGGGUGGACGCUGAUGGCUACCAAGACGCGUAUGAGGAUGAUUGGAGCUAUGGGGGAGCUGCAGAUGAAGAUUUGGCUAUGCCCGACGGUGACCAGCAGAUGGAAGGCGCCAACGGCAAAGCGUCCAUGUUCGCAGUGACAGGAAAUGCAGAGUGGAGAGGCGAACAUUACAGACGUCAUAGACGACUGAAAAAUCCCUCGGCCUGUGAAGAUUUGCGCUUGGCUAUUCGCAGUGGCUCGAUUGAGGGUGUAGAAGACGUUCUCAAUACCUGUGACGAUUUUCACGUGGACGAUGUACUGCGCAAUGGCGUGACUGCACUGUCUACGGCUGCUGAUGCUGCGCAGCUAGAAGUAAUGAGGCUGCUGUUGCGCUACCGUGCCAAUCCAGAGCCGGAUCAAUCCGGAUUUGACUGUUCUCGAUUAGCCCUGAUAGCAGCAUGCAACAGCACGUCCGCUAACCAUGCACAGGUCGAGCAGUGCGUCGGACUUCUCAUUUCGAGUGACGUUGACGUUAGCAAGUGUGACACGAAUCUUACUUCACCGCUGAUGUACGCUAGCCGCAGUGGGCGCCUUGGUGUAGUGCGACUGCUACUGCAACACGGUGCAGACGUCAACUCUACAGAUGGGGACGGCUGGACAGCGUUGUGCUUUGCAGCGCAUGCUGGACACCUAGAAAUAGUGCAAGUGCUUCUGGAAAGUGGAGCUGAUCCGAAAUCAGCAUGUAAUGAUGGCCAGCUAGCAGAGGAUUUGGCGUUUGCUGCUCAACAUAGUCAGGUUACUGAUUACCUAACAGCAGUGGUUAGUGGCGCAACACCAGCUGUGCCAGAGAGUUAUUCACCGCCUAAACAGAGUACAUUGGAGGACGACCUAGCGCGGCAAAAAGAGGGUGGUAUCUAUCAGUAUGGCGAAGCGGACUCCUUCUUGAAUAACCUUUCUUUGUCGCAUGUUGCCGAGACACUCAGAGCCAAAAAGACCACACUUGCCCAGCUAUUGCUGAUGAAUGAAGCUGAAUUGGAAGAGGCGGGUGUGAAUCAAGUUGGCCCUCGCAUGACUAUCAUUGAACAAGCUACCAAGACUAUACUGGCAAUGUGGGAGCAGCAGGUGCCUGAUGACGACCUCAAGAAAAGGCAGAUUUUGCAAAAGGAAGUGACGGACGACGUUGCGCGGAGAAUAAUGGCUAACCUAGCCGCUCAGGCAACGUACGCAUCGACCACGUUAUCCUAUCUUCAGGCACAGCUGCCUGGUGCACUGUCAACGGCAAACGAUCAAUCGCAGAUUGAAGACUCAUUUUCUGCCUUGACUGAAGCAUUGGAUGUAGCAGGAGAUAUCCAGAACGAAUGUGGAAAGCUGCACAGUCAUAUCUCACAGGUGACAGAGGAGAAGCGCAGCAAUCUUCUGUUCUGGAGUGCAACUGGUGUAUCCAGUCUACUAGCUGGUGGCGUAAUCCUGUAUUAUUUCAGUGAUAGAAUACCAUCAUUGGCAGUGCCGCUGUCCUUCCGUUAACCCAGCCCCAGAAUAGGCAUCCGCUUUGCUGACAACAUGCAUUGGUUUUAGGAUAGUUUGAGUUGUGUGUACUAUGUGUGCUUGCCACACUGCUGCUUGACCCAACAAUGUACAUUGUAGUGCCUGUUCUGUGUGUAUGUGUUUCCCCUCCGCACCGCUGCUGCUUGUGCUAUGAUACUUAUUCCACUGCAUUCCUCUCUCUCUUUUUUUCUCCCUCUCUCUCUCUCUCUCUCUCUCUCUCUCUCUCUCUCUCUCUCUCUCUCUCUCUCUCGCUCCCCCCCCCCCCCCCCCCUCUCCCUCCAUUGCUGGCAGGUUCCUUGCAAAUGGUCAAACAUCUUUCGCCCGUCAUUAUCACAACCAACCGUACAUACCCACACACCGAUGUAGAAACCACUCCACUUUGCUCUUUUGAUUGCAUGCUUGCUCAAAUUUGAUAUACUUGAUGUGGACCAUCCAGCUCAAUUGCUUUUUAGAAUACUAUUCAUUUCUAAUUGUCCGCAAACUCCAACACAGCCGCUUACACAUUUAGGAAACUUCCCUUCUCGA
Molecule: messenger RNA, 2182 nt
Organism: Sycon ciliatum
Lineage: Eukaryota; Metazoa; Porifera; Calcarea; Leucosolenida; Sycettidae
Product: ankyrin repeat, SAM and basic leucine zipper domain-containing protein 1-like
Exons: 12
Coding region: 110-1636 (508 amino acids)
Biological process (GO): piRNA processing
Cellular component (GO): pi-body
Molecular function (GO): protein binding
Source: RefSeq, a predicted model, not a curated record